AUGGCGAAUAAAUCAACAAAAAAAGGUUCUGUCAGUCAGAGACGACGGGUAUCUCCUCGCCAGAGCUCAACUGGCACACCGCUUGUCGAGAGCACAUCUCGACAUCCACAUGCUCACCCUGGCACAAUAGGGAACACCUCCGACAAUCCGUUUUUGGCUAGCUGGACUAACCAAGACGCUCAACCCUACCCUCCAGAUCCUCCUGCAAACGCUCUUGGUAAUCUGAUCGCUCAGAUAGAAGCUGCGCGAGCGGCUCCUCCAGGGAGGAAUCGUGAGUUCUUGGUUCAGACCUGUAGAAGGCUUUGCCGAGAGCUUGGAUUCACCUUGGAGUCGUUUACUAACGAGUUCAGAGGAGAGGGAGAAGCUGGUGGAAGUGGUAGUGCACAUAGAGGAUAG
This is a messenger RNA of Kwoniella shivajii, 396 nucleotides long. RefSeq lists its product as uncharacterized. The record is from RefSeq and is a predicted model, not a curated record. The transcript is spliced from 2 exons. NCBI's taxonomy places the organism in Eukaryota, Fungi, Basidiomycota, Tremellomycetes, Tremellales, Cryptococcaceae. Bases 1 to 396 code for a protein of 131 amino acids.